AUGUCAAAAACUUACAACAAUGAAUGUUUCGAAGUGAAGGAGAAAAUAGAGACUACUAUGCAGCUGUUUACUCAAGCCGUAGAAAAUCGUGAAACAUAUCUUUUGGAGAAGGUUGAGAACAUGCGUCAGUCGAAGAUAAACGAAUUGAAUCAAUAUAUGAAUACACUGCGUAGUAUGCUCGCUGGUUUAUCUCAUAUAAGUGAAUUGAUAAUACAUAGCAUAGAUUCCGAUGGAAUAAAUUUGUUUAUGAUUAAAGAAAAGGACAAAUAUGAGGUUAAUUUAUUUUCAACUAUGUUCAAGAAUAUGCAGUUCCAAGAACGUGACGGUAGCAGUAUGUCAUCACUCCCCAGUAUUGCACAAUCACCGGCUUCAAGCGAGCCAUCCACUUCGACAGCCUCGACCAGCGCUACGGCCAGCAAUAGCUUCAACAAACCAGACGAGUCAGUCGUCACGUCUCGUUUCAUUUCUGAUAUUCUCCAUACAAGGGAGAAUAUAUCUCCUACCGAAUCCAUGUAUUCGGAAGAGUGCAUUGCUGAUGAUAUCGAACUGCCUUCAAUGAGUGGUAUGCCUAAUCCCCUGGGCGCCAUUGGUUGUGAAUUUGCUAGGAUCAGAAAGAAUAAGAGUAAGCAACAGAGGACAUACAAAACAGACAAUGUGAGCGGUUUACCGAGCAGGUCAUACUUAGUAACCAUGACCUGUUUCGGAUGCAAUAAAAGCUCGCCAACGACGCCUUGCCUACAAUGUAGAAACCUUUUUUGCAAUGACUGCUGCUAUAAUCCUAUAUCGGUAUGUCAAAUGAGAAAACACGCGCUCCACCCUAUAGAUCCGUCGUUUAUCGGUAUGAUACCAAGUCCUAAAAACAGUGAUAAAGACGACGUGUACUGUGAACUCCACGAAGAUGCUUUGCAAUUUCAUUUCAAAGAGUGCAGUGUUUUCAUUUGCCAUAAAUGCACUCUGUGGGAUCAUAAAGACCAUGACUACAUUCCAGUAAACGGUGUUUUCGAUAAACUUACUCGUUUAGAUAUGAUGGAUGUUAUAAAAGACGUUAUAAACAGUACGAGUACAAUUAAAACUGAAAUCGAUCGCGUGACAGCAAUGUCAAAAGCUUAUGCUAAAGAAUCUGCGGAAGCAGAAAAUAAAAUCAGAACAGCUAUGCAGUAUUUGGCUAAGGCUGUUGAAGACCAUGAAAAGUACCUUUUGGAUAAGGUUGCAAAUAUGCGUCAGACGAGGAUGAAGGAAUUAUCUCGUCAUAUAAAUAAAUUGAACGGUAUGCUUGAAGGUUUAUCUCGUUCAAACGACUCAUUAAUGCGAAAUAUAGAUGCACAAGGAGUGGAGUUAUUUAUAGUCAAAGAAAAUAGUAGAGCUCUGGUGGAUCAUAUUUCAUCUACAUUCGAAAAUAUGAAUGUGAAUGAGGAGAAAAUUGGCUUUAUUCCACCCAAUCAUUAUUUAAUAGAACAAUUAAAACUCCUCCGAGGCUGUGGCGGCGCUGGCGAUGGAUAUGAUGCUGUCGUCGCCAUCGCUUACGUUGCCUUAUGA
Messenger RNA from Diatraea saccharalis (sugarcane borer), 1536 nucleotides. The record is from the annotation of a GenBank genome assembly. NCBI's taxonomy places the organism in Eukaryota, Metazoa, Arthropoda, Insecta, Lepidoptera, Crambidae.